This is a messenger RNA of Melospiza melodia melodia, 3802 nucleotides long. It is a transcript of the gene TRIM29, whose product is annotated as tripartite motif containing 29. Bases 288 to 2057 code for a protein of 589 amino acids. NCBI's taxonomy places the organism in Eukaryota, Metazoa, Chordata, Aves, Passeriformes, Passerellidae. Gene Ontology annotation, molecular function: zinc ion binding. The record is from RefSeq and is a predicted model, not a curated record. The transcript is spliced from 9 exons.
UUGUAUAAUUAACUGCACAGCUGGAGCUCUUCUGAUCCCUCCACGUCUGCUCCUUCCUUUCCUCCUUCCUUUCUUUCCCCCUUGCAUCCACCUGGGCGCGAUCCGGGCGCGCUGCUCCUCCUCAGGGAGCGUCACUGGGGCAGGAAGGUUCCCUGAAUUCUGCAUUCCAGAGCCCUUCCUGGCUGGGAGCAGCACCAGGCAGAGCCUGCCUGCCUUGGAGGGGGCUGAGAGCCGGGAGCUGGAGCAGAGAGCGAGCAGAGAAACCCCUACAAACCCCUGUUUAGGCCAUGGAAACGGGGAGUGCAGCCAGGACAAACGGCACCGCCAGCAAGCCCGAGGACGUGAAGAGCCCAACUACCCCCAAAAAAGAAGAGGAGGCCAAGAAGGCCACGAGCCCUGGCGGAGGCGAGAAAGAAGCUAUAAAAGGCACGGGCGGCGCUGCGUUGGAGACAGGGCAGAUCAAGAGCUCCCUCUUCUCUGGGAGUGACUGGAAGAGGCCCAUCAUUCAGUUUGUGGAGUCAUCCGACGAGAAGAGGUCAACCUACUUCAGCAUGGACUCGGCCGACUCCAAGAAGAUGCAGUUCAACAGCGGCCAGAUCGGAGACAUGAGGAGACCAGGCCUCAACUUCCCAGAGAAGGGCGACCUCAGGAAAUCCCUGUUCUCCUUGGAUUCCAAAAAGAGCUUCCUGCCCGCUGAUGGGGAAGGGAGGAAGUCCCUGUUCUCUGCGGGGGACCUGAAGAAAUCCUCCCUGCCCCUGGUGGAGACGGGGGACCUGAGGAGACCCUUCAACAAGGCCGAGCGCGCGGCGGGCUCGCGGCCCCGCGUGAAGCUGGAGGACGUUCUCUGCGACUCCUGCAUCGACAACAAGCAGAAGGCUGUCAAGUCCUGCCUGGUGUGCCAGGCCUCCUUCUGCGAGCUGCACCUCAAGCCCCACCUGGAGGGAGCGGCAUUCCGGGACCACCAGCUGCUGGACCCCAUCAGGGACUUCGAGGCCAGAAAGUGCCCCGUGCAUGGCAAGACCAUGGAGCUGUUCUGCCAGACGGACCAGAUGUGCAUCUGCUACCUCUGCAUGUUCCAGGAGCACAAGAACCACAGCACGGUGACAGUGGAGAUCGAGAAGGCGGGCAAAGAGACGGAGCUGUCCCUGCAGAAGGAGCAGCUGCAGCUGAAGAUCAUCGAGGUGGAGGAUGAGGUGGACAAGUGGCAGAAGGAGAGGGACCGCAUCAAGAAUUACACCACCAACGAGAAAGCCACGGUGGACCAGCACUUCAAGGAGCUGAUCCGUGACCUGGAGAGGCAGAGGGAUGAGGUGAAGGCUGCCCUGGACCAGAGGGAGAAGAUUGCCUCGGAGAACGUGAAGGAAAUUGUGGAUGAGCUGGAGGAGAGGGCGAAGCUGCUGAGAGAAGACAAGGAGAACAGGGAGCAGAUCCACCAGAUCAGCGACUCCGUGCUCUUCCUGCAGGAAUUUGGGGCUCUGAUGAGGAAUUAUGUGCCCCCUCCAUCCCUCCCAACCUACAGCGUGCUGCUGGAAGGGGAGAGCAUGAGCCCAUCCAUGGGGCUGCUCAGGGAUGAUCUCCUCAACGUCUGCAUGAGGCAUGUGGAGAAGAUCUGCAAGGCAGACCUGGGCCGCAACUUCAUCGAGAGGAACCACAUGGAGAACGGGGAUCACCGGUUCAUGAUGAACAACUACGAGUGGAACCAGCCUGACAACCUGAAGAGAUUCUCCAUGUUCCUGUCUCCCAAAGCCAAUUUCAACCCACGGUCAUGGGAAUUUUCCUCCUUCCAAGCGACCGAGGAAACACUUGGUACGGUAGGCAAUGGCACUAAGCUGCCUUUUCAGUUCUCCUCGGUGGGACAGAAUCCGCCCGGUGACUUCAGCAAACAGUCUGAUGGGAGCCUCUUCACUAAGACCGCCUACCCUUCCAUAGUGAGGCACCAGUCCGCGAAGGUGACGCCACAGACGUGGAAAUCCUCCUCCAAGCAGUCUGUAUUGUCCCAUUAUCGCCCCUUCUACGUCAACAAAGGCAACGGAGCCACCUCCAACGAGGCGCCCUGAGCUGCUGCGUGAGAGGAGAGCUCAGCUGAGGAAUUGUCACAGAUGUCCCCGCUCCUGCCGACCCUGCUGCUCCCCCGGGCAGGGCAGGCAUGGCCCUGCCCUCAGCACACCAGGACUUCUCCCUCCUUGUGCCCUCCUUGUGCCCUCCUUGUGCCCUCCUUGUCCCCCCGGCUGCUCUGCCCCUCUGGGAAUUGUGGAUGCUUGGGUGGCACCCCCUGCUAGGCAGCUGUCCCCUUGUCCCCAGAGCUGUCAAACCCUGCUGAGUGCCCCAAAGCUCUUGCCAGGCUCCAGAUUUCCUCUCCACCCUUGUGUCACAUCCCCUGGUGGCAUCAGGGUGCUCUAUCAGCUCAGCUCUGCUCCUCAUCUCACAAAAAUACCCAGCAGGGUUUCCCUAGAGAUGUGGGAUGUGGCACCCCCUGCUAGGCAGCUGUCCCCUUGUCCCCAGAGCUGUUAAACCCUGCUGGGUGCUCCAAAGCUCUUCCCAGGCUCCAGAUUUCCUCUCCAUGCUGGGGUCACAUCCCCUGAUGGCACCAGGGUCCUUUCAAGCUCAGCUCUGCUCCUCAUCUCCCAAAAAAAAACCCAACAGGAUUUCCCUAGAGCUGGAACUGUGUCACCACCCCCUGCUAGGCAGCUGUCCCCUUGUCCCCAGAGCUGGACACUCCAAAGCUCUUCCCAAGCUCCAGCUUUUCCUUCCAUGGUGGGGUCACAUCCCCUGGUGAGAUGGGACCUCCAUCAGCUCAGCCCUGCUCCUCACCUGCCCAGAAACCUCAGCAGGAUUUUCCCAGAGCUGGGAAUUGUGGCACCUCAUGUCCCCAGAGUUCCUCCAGCAACUCAGCUCUGCUCCUCACCUCCCAAAAAUACCCAGCAGGAUUUUCCCAGAGCUGGAACCGUGGCACCACUCCCUGCUAGGCAGCUGUCCCCUUGUCCCCAAAGCUGGAUGCCCCAAAGCUCUUCCCAAGCUCCAGAUUUUUCUCUCCACCCUGGGGACACAUCCCCUGGUGGCACCUCAUGUCCCCAGGGUCCUCCAUCAGCUCAGUUCUGCUCCUCACCUGCCCAAAAACCCCAUCAGGAUUUUUCUAGAGAUGUGGAAUGUGUCACUCCCUGCUAGGCAGCUGCCCCCUUGUCCCCUGACCUCUUAAACCCUGCUGGACACCCUAAAACCCUUCCCAAGCUCCAGAUUUCCUCUCCACCCUUGUGUCACAUCCCCUGAUGGCAUCAGAGUCCUCCAAGCUCAGCUCUGCUCCUCAUCUCCCAAAAAACCCAGCGGGAUUUUCCCAGAGCUGGGAAUUGUGUCACCACCCCCUGCUAGGCAGCUGUCCCCUUGUCCCCAGAGCUGUCAAACCCUGCUGAGUGCCCCAAAGUUUUUCCCUCUCCACCCCGGGGACACCCAGUUCCUGCUUGUGUCACAUCCCCUGGUGGCAUCUCAUGUCCCCAAGGUCCUCCAAGCUCAGCCCUGCUAUUGACCUGCCCAAAAACCCCAGCAGGAUUUUCCCGGAGCUGGGAAUUGUGGCACCUCGUGUCCCCAGAGUUCCUCCAUCAACUCAGCUCUGCUCCUCACCUCCCAAAAAAAAACUCCAUCAGGAUUUUUCCAGAGCUGGGGAAUGUGUCACCCCCUGCUAGGCAGCUGUCCCCUUGUCCCCAGAGCUCCUAAACCCUUCCAGACAACCCAAAGCUCUUCCCUCUCCACCCUGGGGACACAUCUCCUGCUUGUGUCACAUCCCCUGGUGGCAUCUCAUGUCCACAGG